Solanum stenotomum is the source of this 1971-nucleotide messenger RNA. RefSeq lists its product as uncharacterized. The transcript is spliced from 3 exons. Bases 1 to 1971 code for a protein of 656 amino acids. The record is from RefSeq and is a predicted model, not a curated record. NCBI's taxonomy places the organism in Eukaryota, Viridiplantae, Streptophyta, Magnoliopsida, Solanales, Solanaceae.
AUGACUAAGAAACUGAUCAAAAAGAGAGAAGAUCCUGGGGAAUUCACUAUUCCUUGCACCAUAGACAUACUCCAAUUCGCUAAAGCUUUAUGCGAUAUGGGAGCAAGCAUAAACUUAAUGCCCUAUGCGAUAUACAAACAACUUGGGUUAGGUGAAUCAAAAGCAACCACAAUGAGACUCCUGAUGGCAGACCGUUCAAUCAAACAUCCUGUGGUGAUACAUUAUGACAUCUUGGUAAAGGUCGAUCGGUUCAUUUUUCCGGCUGAUUUUGUGAAUUUAGAUAGUGAGAUAGAUGCCAAAAUUCCCAUUAUUUUGGGAAGGCCAUUCUUGGCAACCGGGAGAGCAUUGGUAGAUGUUGAAAGUGGAAAAUUGAAGUUUCGGGUGAACGAAGAUGAAGUAACCUUCAAUAUUUGUAAAUCCAUGAAACACCCAAGUGAUAUUCAUUUGGUGUCUACUGAUGAUGUUAUUGAUGAGGCGGUAGCUAGUGUAAACCAUUUGAUGUGCAUGAAUGAACCCCUUGAAGCUGCACUUGCUUAUUAUGAUGAAUCCGAAGUUCAGGGCUAUGAGAAAGUAGUAGCUGCCUUGUCAGGAUUAGGAAGGUAUUUGAAGUUUCCAAUCAAGUUGGAUAUUGACCUAAAAAAUAAAGUGAGUCUUCCCGCAAAGCCAUCAACAGAAGAACCACGUAAUCUAGAAUUAAAAGCUCUUCCCUCUCAUCUCCGACAUGCUUUCUUGGGGGAAAAUAACACUUUACCUGUGAUCAUUCCAGCUGACUUUCUUGAAUGGCAGGUGAAAUUGCUCCUUGAAGUGUUCCGAAAGCAUAUAAAAGCUAUAGGAUAUACCAUCGCUGAUAUAGUGGCAUUUCUCCCGCGGAGAUUGAAACCACCAAUGCAAGAAGUGGUAAAAAAGGAGAUCAUCAAGUGGUUGGACACAACUGUGAUUUACCCUAUUGCGGAUAGCAAAUGGGAAGGCAUAGUUCUCGGGCACAAGGUGUCACAAAAGGGAUUGGAAGUCGAUAAGGAAAAAAUUGAGGUGAUUGAGAAACUACCUCCGCCAAUUUCAUUGAAAGGUGUUCGCAGUUUCUUGGGACAUGCCGGUUUCUUCCGGAGGUUCAUCAAGGACUUCUCAAAGAUUGGACACCCCCUGUGCAAACUCUUGGAGAAGGAAAUGAAGUUCUAUUUUGAUGAAGCUUGUAUGUCAGCAUUUCAAUGCUUGAAAGAACAAUUGGUAUCCACCCCGGUCAUUAGCAACCCUGAUUGGCCCGAAUCUUUCGAAGUUAUGUGUGAUGCUAGUGGCAUGACAUUGGGGGUGGUAUUGGGGCAAACAUGCAACCAACUUUUUCACCCAAUUUAUUAUGCAAGCAAGACUCUAAAUAGUGCUCAAUGUAACUAUACCGUCACUGAACAAGAGUUGCUUGCAGUAGUCUAUGCAUUUGAGAAAUUCCGGGCAUACUUUUUAGGCACUAAAGUGGUUUUUCACACUGAUCUUGCUGCACUCCGUUACUUGAUGGCAAAUAAUGAUACAAAAUCAAGGUUGAUAAGGUGGGUGCUACUAUUACAAGAAUUUAACUAUGAGGUAAAUGAUAGAAAUGUUGCAAAAAAUCAGGUGGCUAACCACUUAUCAAGGUUGGAAGGCAAGGAGAAUGACGAGGCUGAGGUUGACAUAGAUGAUUCCUUCCCCAAUGAACAAGUGUUUGCAAUAUCCCUCAAACAAACUCCCUGGUAUGCAGAUUUCGCAAAUUACAUUGUGUGCGGACUAAUGCCGGAUGAGCUAAACUUCUACCAACAAAAGUGGUUCAUGUUCGACGUUAAAAAGUAUUUUUGGGAUGAACCAUACUUGUUUCGAGAGUGUGUAGAUCAUAUCAUUAGAAGGUGUGUUCCGGAAGAAGAAGCAAAAGGAAUUCUCCAUGCUUGUCAUGAGUCUCCAGUUGGAGGCCACCAAAGCAGUGUGCGCACAACCGCUAAAGUUCUUUAA